This is a messenger RNA of Arabis nemorensis, 174 nucleotides long. The record is from the annotation of a GenBank genome assembly. NCBI's taxonomy places the organism in Eukaryota, Viridiplantae, Streptophyta, Magnoliopsida, Brassicales, Brassicaceae.
AUGAUCUACGGUUCAAGAACAGGAGCGGUUUACUACCGUUUGAAGAAUUUGAUCUACGGGAAACAAACCGAAAGUUCUGUACCAUCAAGACGCGGGAAAAUCAACCGUGCGGUCGACACUUCUACUUUGGCGAUCCGGGGCCUCAACUAUCUGGAAUUGUUCACGAAACCGUGA